AUGUCCGUUGUUCAAGCCAUCUUGACACCAACCAUCGCUGGGGGGGUCUGCAUCCCAAUAUUCCUGGUGAUGACAUAUCUUAGCUUCCGGAUCUUGCACAAGAGGAAGGACAAAGCACGUGAGGGAGUUGUCUGGCUCCGAAUAACAUUCCCUGCUUGGAUCAUUAUCUGCUGCUUCUAUCUAGGCUAUGGAAUAUGGGGCUAUGGCUUUUACAACCAGGAACUUGAAUCCGAGUCAUUAGAACGCCUCAAUCUCGGAUUUCACAUGUACCGGAUGGGCAUUCGGUUCCCCCAUACGAUUAGCGACCUCCUUAUCCUCGGAACUCUCUUGGGCUUCGCAGCAGGCUUCUUGCAGGCUUUAGACAGUGAGCUUCCCCUGAACGCCCGGAAAACGAAGCGGCUGCGACUCUCCAGCCUGGUAUCGAUUGUGACUUUUGGGACUUUGAUCGGCGCUGUGUUUGCCCUUAUGUUUUCGCUGAAGGCAAUUCACGCCUGGCAUGAGCGGGAUUAUCGGGAAAAGUAUUGGGUCCUCAUGUGGGGUGCUAGCAAGGCUUAUUACGCGAUCAACUCUCUUUUGCUGAUUUGCAGCAUCUUGGUGAUCAUUCACAGCGUGCAGAUUCGGCGCAAGGUAAAAGAAAAUGCUCGAUUGAAGAAGGCCUCUCACUAUUUCCAAGCCGCGGCUCUCUUCAAUAGCCUGCGCUACUCCGUCAUCAGUAUCAUCACCAUCAUAGAGUUCACGGGCACCUCUUAUGAUUCAAUUUGGGUUAACGAGCUUUACCCCGCGUCCAAAUGGUCCAAUCCCAAGAAUGACCCAGAGAACUGGGCCGUUUUCCGCAUCCAAAUGCUCGCCAACUGGCUUAUCCGGCAUCUGGUUGACUUUGUCUUCGUUCUGGUCAUUCUGAUUUUGCUCUUCUUCCUCGCCCUACGGAAUCCACAACACGGCCUGUGGUCGAAGGAGUAUGUGGAGGAGUGUCUGGCAACAGACCCAGAGGGUUCCGUGACUGAGUUGACUGCUGCUGAGAGGCCGUUGCCCCCGGCGCCGGUUUACAGUCCCACUACUCAGCGACAGCCAGGGAUAGCUGACGGUGCAGGUCCAACGGGGAGGUCUGAUGUAGCCUAG
Messenger RNA from Thermochaetoides thermophila DSM 1495, 1119 nucleotides. RefSeq lists its product as uncharacterized. The record is from RefSeq and is a predicted model, not a curated record. Bases 1 to 1119 code for a protein of 372 amino acids. The transcript is spliced from 3 exons. NCBI's taxonomy places the organism in Eukaryota, Fungi, Ascomycota, Sordariomycetes, Sordariales, Chaetomiaceae.